AAAAAAAAAAACUUCUAUACACUUUUUUAAAGGGCUUGCAUUUGGACACUUCCAAAAUAGGCUGACUUGAGACUACAGUAUUAGUUUCUCAAUAAGGACGCAGGGUGGCGCUGCCGGCUAAGACUGUGAAUAAGGAGCCCUAAAAAGCUCCCGUGUUCCUUUGUUGCCAGCCGAAAUCAACACCACACAGAAGAAGCUUUGCCAGUCGUGCUGGGUUACCAACGAGUUUGGGAAGCGAUAUACUAAACGACUUUAAGAUUAAAGGCAAUUUUGUGAAGAUUCUACCAAGCAAGAAGUCAGAAUUUAAUACCUCGGGUCUUUUUGUGGUUGCUGAAGGGACUGGAUGUAAGCACUCUGGCUCCAACAUGGAGACGCUAGAGAGAAUUCAACAAAACAGGCAAGUGAUGACAUUUAUUUUGAUAGUAUUCUUAUCUCAGGCUCACCCUGCGCCUAUUCGUUAUUCUGUGCUGGAAGAAACAGAGAGCGUCUCCUUUAUAGCCCAUUUGACCAAGGACCUGGGCCUGGGAAUUGGGGAGCUGGCCGCCCGGUCGGCCCAGGUGGUGUGUGACGAUGACAAGCAGCGCUUGCUGCUAGAUCGCCAGACUGGAGAUUUGCUUUUGAGGGAGAAACUAGACCGGGAAGAUAUAUGUGGCCCCGUUGAACCCUGUGUGCUGCAUUUCCAAGUGUUCCUGGAAACUCCGGUGCAAUUUUUUGAAGGAGAACUAUUAAUCCAGGACAUAAAUGACCACUCCCCAGUAUUCCCGAAUAGGGAAAUGCUCCUGAAAAUACCGGAAAACAGCCAGCCAGGGACUGUUUUUCCGUUGAAAUUAGCUCAGGAUUUGGAUGUGGGCAGCAAUGGUCUUCAAAAAUACACUAUCAGCCCCAAUUCUCAUUUUCACGUUGUCACUCGAAAUCAUAGUGAGGGCAAUAAAUAUCCAGAUUUGGUGCAGGACAAAGCACUGGAUCGAGAGGAGCAGCCUGAGUUCAGCUUAACCCUCAUGGCGCUGGAUGGCGGGUCUCCACCUAGGUCUGGCACCAGCAUGUUACGAAUCCUGAUCAUGGAUGUCAAUGACAAUGCUCCUGAGUUUGUGCACACUCCAUAUGAGGUGCAGGUUCUGGAAAACAUCCCCCUAGACUCCCCAAUACUUACUGUUUUAGCUAGGGAUGUAGAUGCUGGAAACUUUGGGACUGUUUCCUACGGUUUGUUCCAAGCAUCAGAGGAAAUUAAACAAACUUUCUCAAUAAAUGAAGUCACAGGAGAAAUCCGACUGACAAAGAAAUUGGAUUUUGAACAAAUUAAAUCUUACCACGUGGAAAUUGAGGCUACAGAUGGAGGAGGCCUUUCCGGAAAAGGCACUGUAGCCAUAGAGGUGGCAGAUGUGAAUGACAACGCCCCUGAAAUUACCAUACCUUCACUCACCUGCUCCAUCCCAGAAAAUGCUCCUGAGACUGUAGUCUCCAUCUUCCGAAUUCGAGAUAGAGACUCCGGAGACAAUGGAAGGAUGGUUUGCUCUAUUCCAGGUAAUCUGCCAUUCAUUCUAAAACCGACUUUAAAGAAUUUCUACACCCUGGUAACAGAAAGCCCUCUGGAUAGAGAGAGCAGAGCCGAGUACAACAUCACCAUCACCGUCACAGAUAUGGGGACACCGAGACUGAAAACCCAGCACAACAUAACCGUGCUGGUGUCCGACGUCAACGACAACGCCCCCGCCUUCACCCAGACCUCCUACACCCCUGGCUCUGAAGCAGUUAGGUAUUCCAUGCCAGAAGAAACUGAAAGUGGGUCUUUUGUGGCCACCCUGGCAAAAGACCUGGGGCUCAGGGUGGGGGAACUGGCCACUCGGGGCGCGCGAAUCCAUUACAAAGGAAAUAAACAGCUCUUGCAGCUGGAUGUAACGACCGGGAAUUUGCUUCUAUAUGAAAAACUAGACCGGGAGGUGCUGUGUGGGGCGACAGAUCCCUGCAUACUGCAUUUCCAACUAUUACUGGAAAACCCGGUGCAGUUUUUUCAAGCUGAUCUGCAGCUCACAGAUAUAAAUGACCAUUCCCCAGAGUUCCUCGAGAGGGAAAUGCUCCUAAAAAUCCCAGAAAACGUCCAGACAGGGACUGUGUUUCCUUUGAAAAUAGCUCAGGAUUUUGACAUAGGUAGCAACACUAUUCAGAAUUACACAAUCAGCCCCAACUCCCAUUUUCAUGUUGUCACUCAUAAUCGCGGAGAUGGCAGAAAAUACCCAGAGCUGGUGCUGGACAAACCGCUGGAUCGGGAGGAAGGGCCUGAGCUCAGUUUAACCCUCACGGCGCUGGAUAGUGGGGCUCCGCCCAGGUCCGGGACCACUGCAGUCCGCAUUGAAGUCGUGGACAUCAAUGACAACGCCCCUGAGUUUUUACAGUCGGUCUAUGAGGUACAGAUUCCGGAGAACAGCCCCCUAAACUCCUUAGUUGUCGCUGUCUCCGCCCGAGAUUUAGAUGCAGGGACGAAUGGGAAUGUAGCCUACGCUCUAUUCCAAGGUGAUGAAGCUACUCAACCAUUUGUAAUAGACGAAAUAACAGGAGAAAUUCGUCUGAAAAGGGCAUUGGAUUUCGAGGCAACUCGAUAUUAUAACGUGGAGAUUGCAGCCACAGAUGGCGGGGGCCUUUCAGGAAAAUGCACUGUAGUUAUAAAGGUGGUGGAUGUGAACGACAACGUCCCCGAACUGACCAUGUCGACGCUCACCAGCUCUACCCCAGAAAACUCCCCAGAGACUGUGGUGGCUGUUUUCAGUGUUUCUGAUCCAGAUUCGGGGGACAACGGUAGGAUGGUUUGCUCCAUCCAGAAUGAUCUCCCCUUUCUUUUGAAACCCACAUUCAAAAACUUUUACACCCUAGUGACCGAGAGGCCACUGGACAGAGAGAGCAGAGCGGAAUACAACGUCACCAUCACCGUCACAGAUAUGGGGACACCGAGACUGAAAACCCAGCACAACAUAACCGCCUCGGUGGGUCGCUGCUCGGUGCCCGAGGGCCCCUUUCCGGACCACCUGCUGGACGUCAGCGGCACGGGGACCCUGUCCCAGAGCUACCAGUACGAGGUGUGUCUGACGGGAGGCUCCGGGACCAGGGAGUUCAAGUGUCUGAAACCUCUUGUCCCCAACAUCAUGGGUGAAGGGGUUGGUACGGACACCGAGGAAAACUCGAACUUUAGAAACCAUUUGGGGUUCAGUUAAGAAUCUCACUUGACAAGACGUGAUAAAUGAUCAUAUUCACUAAUGUAUUAAUUUCCAACCCUUUCAUUCACAUAGAGCUUACAUAUUCACUCAUUCGUAAGUUUUGUCAUAUUUAUAGUUUGAAGUAUUUUACAUUCAGAAUCUCUAGGUGUUUUUUAUUGUUGCUGUCUUUUUUUUGUUUUAAGCCCUUCACAUUUUGCAUGUGAGAUGAGACAUUAAAUGGUGAAAUGGUCUCAGUUUUUUGGUGGUCAGAUUUUCGGAAGUCACAAAUGUUUUCAGAUUCCUGAUAUUUGAGCUUGUUCGUUGAUAUCUUGUUAUGACUAACUGAAUUAUGCUUUACGAUUAUCAUAGCAUGUCAGGCUAUUGUAAAUGAUGGCUUUUAGGUUUAAAAAUAAUUUUCACCUAUGCAAAAAAUUUUGUGACCUCGAAUAUCGCUGGAUUUCUGUAGUGUUGUUUUGAAAACACUAUUGUCUUUCCUCAAAUAAACUAAUAUUUUAUCUGGAUGUUUUCUGAGUAUUCUCUUUUACAAAAUUGAUAUUAUUUAGACCGUCUGCCAUAAUUUAAAAGGACUUAAUCCCAGUUAAAUAGAAAAAAUGUUGGUAGAGUUAUGAUUUCUUUUUCAUAAUAAA
This is a messenger RNA of Delphinapterus leucas (beluga whale), 3832 nucleotides long. Lineage: Eukaryota; Metazoa; Chordata; Mammalia; Artiodactyla; Monodontidae. The record is from RefSeq and is a predicted model, not a curated record.